Molecule: messenger RNA, 3504 nt
Organism: Closterium sp. Naga37s-1
Lineage: Eukaryota; Viridiplantae; Streptophyta; Zygnematophyceae; Desmidiales; Closteriaceae
Source: the annotation of a GenBank genome assembly
AUGGCGCUUCCGCCGUACCCCGCCGGCUGUCGCAGCACGGGCGCCGGUUUCACGUUCGGCGGCUUUGGAGGCAUCUUAGCCGCGUUUCUGAGUUCCACUAGUGAGGCGAUUGGCAGGGCCAGUAGCGGGGCGGGCUACAGCGGGGAUGGAGGUGGAAGCGGGGGAAGAUCAGGAAGCAGUUGGGCUUUGGAAUGGGAUCCCGCUGAAGCAGGAAGCAGCGGCGGCGGCGGCGGCGGCGGCGGCGGGGACGGGGGGAUGGGCGGCGGUUUAAGCAGCAGCAACAGCACGUUAUUUGUGUUCUCCGACGUGUUUCCACCCGGGUGGCCUUUCUCCCUCCUCACUGGCUGGUCUAUCGCCUUCCUCCUCCUCACGCUCCUCGUCGCAUUCGUCGUCCAUCGCACCGUGCGACACUGGCAGCUGCAGCUGUCCGUCGCACGGCUGAAAGCCGCGGGAUUCCUUCGCCACGCGCUCAUGCGACGCGGCGACAUGCCACUCGCCGAUCACUCGUGGUUCGUGGAACCAUCGAAGAACCUUCCUGGUCCGAUCACCUGUUGCGUGUGUAUGGAAGAGAUUGAUAAGACGAAGGAGAGAGCGGAUGGGGGGGGAGGGGGAGGGGGAGGGGGAGGAAGCAGCGGGGAAGAAGCAGCGGUAAGAGGGGGAAGGACAGGAGGAGUGGAGGGACUUGGGUGGAAAACAAAAGAGGCGGGAGAUUUUUCCGAAGGGUUGGGGAUCGGUUGUGGUAGGUGUGAAGGGGAAGAUGCGGGAAUAGCGGCGACUCCGCGGGGGAGAGCUGGGAAGAGGGGGAGAGGGAGGGGGGGAAGGUCGGGAAGGUGGCGGAACCUGGCGGAGGAAGGCGAGGGGAAGGGGGGAGGGCGGGGGGCGAUGGGGGCUGGUUUAGGAGAUGCGGACAUCCAUGGAGGGGCGAAUCAGGAGGAAGGAGGCGGAGGGGGAGGCGGAGGGGGAGGGGGGGUGGAUCGGUGCUCCGUGUGCGGAGUGACGGCGCAUGAGGAGUGCGUGGGCGCGGCGAGCAGGGACUGCAAGCGCGUGGCGAUGACGGGGCGCAGUGUGGCGCACCAGUGGGUGGAGGCGAGUCAGAUCAAGAUCGAGGAGGACCGGCACGACGAGGACCUCGUGUGCAUGCUGUGCGAUGAAGAGGUGAAGUCCGUGUUCAGCACAGGCAAGCCAGUGUGGCGCUGUGUGUGGUGUCAGCGGCUGGUGCACGUGUUCUGCCGCCCGGCAGUCAUGAAAGCCGGAGAGGACCCCUGUGACUUUGGCGCCCUGCGCCGCUCCAUCGUCUCCCCUCUCUGCGUGCGCGAGAGAGGCGCGGUUGGGAUCAGCAGCAGCGGCGGCGGUGGUUUCGGUGCUGCUGCCGGCGCUGGUGGUGGUGCUGGUGGUGGUGGGGGGGCAGGAGGAGGAGGGGGGGGUUCGGCGUUUGGUGGGUUUAAUGCAGGGGGCACGGAGAAGGGAGGAGGAGGGGAGGCUUGUGUGUUGUCCCAAGGGGAAGGUAGUGACGGGUCGUGUGAAAGGGAGGGCAGGGAGGGCAGGGGUCUGGACAGGCACCCAGUGGGUGAGAGGGGAGUUGCUGGAGGUAGAAGAGCGUCACAACUGCAGCACGAACAGCCGCACAACCGUCAGCAGCAGCAGCCGCAGCAGUUGGUGCAGCAGCAGCAGCAGCAGCAGCAGCAGCAGCAGCAGCAGCAGCAGCAGCAGCAGCAGCAGCAGCAGCAGCAGCAGCAGCAGCAGCAGCAGCAGCAGUACGAGAUAGUGAACCUGCCAGCAGACGCGCGGCCGCUGCUGGUGUUUGUGAACAAGCGCAGUGGGGCGCAGCACGGCUCUGCUCUCAAGCGCCGCUUCAACAUGCUGCUCAACCCCAUUCAGGUGGUGGAGCUAUCCAAGGACCGGGGUCCAGAGUACGGGCUCUCUCUCUUCGACCACGUGCCCAACUUCAGGGUGCUCGUGUGCGGGGGAGACGGCACGGUGGGGUGGGUGCUGGGCGCGAUAGAGAAGCGCGGGUACGACAUCCCCCCGCCCGUUGCCGUGCUGCCCAUAGGCACUGGGAACGACCUUGCCCGCGUGCUGGGAUGGGGAGGGGGGUUUGGUGCGGUGGAGCGACAGGGCGGGCUGCUGUCUGUGCUGCUGAACAUAGAAAACGCGCCCAUUGCCAUUCUAGACCGAUGGGCUGUCACCUUCCACCCCGCUGCUGGUUCUGCUGCUGCUGCUGCCAUCACUGCCUCUUCUCAAUCGUUUGCGUCUGCCUCUGCGGCUGCUGCCUCAGCUCACGCUGCUGCUGCUGCUGCAGGGCAGACAGGGGGGAAGGGCAAGGAGAGGGAGAAGGGGAAAGAGAAGGGGAAGGAGGAGGGGAAGGAGGAGGCUCCUCAGCCGAAGUAUAUGAACAAUUAUCUGGGUGUGGGGUGCGAUGCCAAGGUGGCUCUGGAGAUCCAUCUUCUAAGGGAGGAGAACCCCGAAAUGUUCUACAACCAGUUCCUGAACAAGGUGCUGUAUGCCACAGAGGGCGCUCGGGACUUUGUGGACCGCAGCUGCAGCAACCUGCCAUGGCACGUGCGCGUGGAGAUCGACGGCCGCGAGGUGGCCAUUCCAGAGGAACUAGAGGGCGUGUUGGUGCUGAACAUAGGCAGCUACAUGGGGGGAGUGGACCUGUGGCAGAACGAGGAGGAGCUGGAUGACGGGCUGGCACCGCAGCUGAUGCACGACCGGCAGGUGGAGGUGGUGGGCAUCUGCGGCGCCUGGCAUCUGGGCAAGCUGCAGGUGGGCCUAUCACGUGCCAUUCGCCUGGGCCAGGGCCGGUCCGUGCGAAUCCACACGUCUGUGACCUUCCCCGUGCAGAUCGACGGGGAGCCAUGGCUGCAGGCGCCUGCCACCAUCCACAUCGCUCACCACUCCCAGGUACCGACUCCCUCCAUGCUCGUGCAUUCCCGUGCUUACCCAUCCUCGCCCCUCCUUGUUCAUCCUCGCCCCUCCUUGUUCAUCCUCGCCCCUCCUUGUUCAUCCUCGCCCCUCCUUGUUCAUCCUCGCCCCUCCUUGUUCAUCCUCGCCCCUCCUUGUUCAUCCUCGCCCCUCCUUGUUCAUCCUCGCCCAUCCUUGUUCAUCCUCGCCCAUCCUUGUUCAUCCUCGCCCAUCCUUGUUCAUCCUCGCCCAUCUGAAUUUUUUUGUUGGACUCACAAGUACUCUCUUUCCGCUCCCUUCCCCCUUUUCUUCUACGCCCCCGCCCUCCCUCUCUUCCUCCCUCCCUCUCCCCCUGCUCCAGGCGUUCAUGCUGAGGAGGACGGAGCAUGCAGCGACAGUGCUGAGCGAGGCAGUGGAUGCACUCACAGCCAGGGGCGUCAUCACCGCCGCUCAGAAGCACUUAUUCUGGGCUUCUCUCAUACCCCUUUGCUCCUCCCUCCCAAUCUUCCCUCCUUCCCCUCCUCUCCGUCCUCUCCCUCCUUCCUUCCUCUCCCUCCUCCCCUCCCUCUCCCCCCUCCCCUCUCCCUCCCCCCAUCCUAG